Molecule: messenger RNA, 834 nt
Organism: Trichoderma harzianum CBS 226.95
Lineage: Eukaryota; Fungi; Ascomycota; Sordariomycetes; Hypocreales; Hypocreaceae
Exons: 1
Coding region: 1-834 (277 amino acids)
Biological process (GO): protein complex oligomerization; [2Fe-2S] cluster assembly
Cellular component (GO): mitochondrion
Molecular function (GO): ATPase activator activity; protein-folding chaperone binding
Source: RefSeq, a predicted model, not a curated record
AUGCGCUCGACAGUUUCCGCGGCAAAGACCUUCAGAGCCGUGGCUCGGCCAUGCGCACGAUGCCGUCUCCAAGCGUCACGAUCCAUGUCCACGGCGACGAAGCCCAACCCCGCGCCGCAUAGCACCGCAUCAUUACAAGUCGGCAGUUCGAGAGCAAGAGCAUUGCCGCAGCAGCAGCGAUACUCCAGCGUCGCAUUCUUCUCAACCAGCGCCGCCGCAUCCGAACCCUCGGCAGCAUCAGCAUCAGCGUCAGCCUCUUCCUCGGAAGAACAACAACAAGCCCCAUCACCAGCGCCGUUGACGCACUACGACAUCUUCCCCGAGACGCUGCCCCUCGGCCCCCCUCCCUCGGGCCACUUCCCCAUCGACACGCGCGCCCUCCGCCGCGAGUUCCUGCGCCUCCAGGCCCGCCACCACCCGGACAUGCACCCUCCCGGCCCGGCCAAGGCCCGCGCGGAGGCCACCUCGGCGCUCAUCAACGACGCCUACAAGACGCUCGCCAACCCGCUCCUGCGCGCGCAGUACCUCCUUUCCCUGCGCGGCGUCGACGUCGCCACCGACGAGACCAUGCAAGUUGAUGAUCCGAGCUUGUUGGCCGUCGUGCUGGAGGCGCACGAAGAGAUCUCGGACGCGGAUAAGGAGGAGGAUCUCGCUGAGUUGAGGGCGGUGAAUGAUAAGCGGAUUGGGGAGAGCGAGGGGGUUUUGGAGGAGGCGUUUCGGGAGGACGAUGUGGCCGCGGCGAAGAGGGAGGCUGUCAAGUUACGGUAUUGGGUGAAUAUUAAGCAGAGCUUGGAUAAUUGGGAAGAAGGCCGGCCGGUGGUGCUGCAGCAUUGA